Knipowitschia caucasica is the source of this 366-nucleotide messenger RNA. Lineage: Eukaryota; Metazoa; Chordata; Actinopteri; Gobiiformes; Gobiidae. The record is from the annotation of a GenBank genome assembly.
AUGAGGUUUCACAACCGGAUAGCCACUGUCCCCUCCUCCUCCCCCAAACACCAUCCUGCCCUCUAUAUCUCACUCCCACCCUGCCGCUCCCAUUCCUCGGGUCUGAUCAGGCCUGGGCAGUGGUCCCACCGGGCUGGGACCUUGUCCUGCACUGUGAGAGUCAGGGGCUGGGACUCUGGAGGUCUAAGCGGCCGAGCCACGGAGCUCCAACUCAGCCGGCUUCACUGCCGAGGCCCAAGGGGUGGUGACCAGACAUCACAGGUCACUGGCACGUCGAGGCUGUUGGGGGGGACUGUUCCAUCAAAGACUGUCUUUGGAGCAACCGUGAUGUUAGCUGGGUAUCUAGGCCCAGGGGACUCCUGUUAA